AGUUUUUGGGUGCUUAACUUUACACUCUUUGCAAGAGAGAUUUUAUCAGCUUGGUUACGUCUUUGGAUAUCAGCUGCUCAUGUUCGUCUGAUAACCAGCGAUGAUGUCCAGAUAUUUCAUUAUCCUGAUUCUAGUUCUUCCAGUGGUGGCCCAGGAACUGCCCUCGGCCCCACAGGGAUGCAUGGAAGGUAGCUGUUAUCCGGCGACAGGGAAUCUUCUUAUUGGCCGAGCUGUUAACUUGACUGCUACUUCCACCUGUGGUCUGGAUGGACCUGAGCAAUACUGCAUUGUCAGUCAUCUACAGGAGUCAGAUAAGUGCUUUAUAUGUAACUCUAUGGAGCCAUACGAUCCAUAUCAUCGCCGAAACAGCCACCCAGUGAAGAACGUCAUCUACCAAAGAGACAACAGAGGAGAACUCACCUGGUGGCAGUCUGUCAAUGGGGAGGAGAGUGUCAGUAUCAGACUGAAUCUGGAGGCAGAGUUCCACUUUACUCAUCUCAUUAUGAAGUUUAAGACGUUCAGGCCCGCUGCUAUGAUGAUUGAACGUUCUUCAGAUUUUGGUCGCACGUGGAGGCCGUAUCGCUACUUUGCCUACAACUGCAGCAGGACGUACCCAACAGUCCCCUCUCAUUCCCUUCGGUACAUUAAUGAGGUCAUCUGUGAGGAGCGUUACUCUGACAUUGAGCCUUCUACUGAGGGAGAGGUCAUUUACAAAGUGCUUGAUCCUGCAAUUCAUGUCAAAGACCCAUACAGUCUUGACAUACAGGAUUUGUUGCGGAUCACUAACCUUCGGAUUAACUUCACUAAACUGCACACUCUGGGCGACAACCUGCUGGACCGACGGCCUGACGUGCUCCAAAAAUAUUACUACGCUUUGUAUGAGCUGGUUGUGCGUGGGAGCUGCUUUUGUUACGGUCAUGCAUCAGAGUGCUUGCCUGUGCCCGGGGUCACCACCAGAGAUCAUGGAAUGAUUCAUGGGCGUUGCAUGUGUAAGCACAACACAGUGGGAUUAAACUGCGAGCGCUGUAGAGAUUUUUACCACGAUGCACCUUGGAGACCAGCAGAGACUGAUAAUGCACAUACCUGCAGGGAAUGCAACUGUAACGGUCACUCUAACCAGUGUCAUUUCGACAUGGCUGUAUAUUUGGCGACGGGGAACGUCAGUGGAGGCGUUUGCGACAACUGUCUUCACAACACCGUGGGCCGCAAUUGUGAGACAUGUAAACCUUUCUACUAUCAAGAUCCAGCUAGAGAUAUCCGAGAUCCUGCUGCAUGUAUCCCCUGUGACUGUGACCCCGAGGGCUCUUUAGAGGGCGGAGUUUGUGACAGUCACACUGAUCUGGAUCUGGGUAUGAUUGGCGGUCAGUGUCGCUGUAAGCAGAAUGUCAAGGGUCAGCGUUGUGACUACUGUAGAGAGGGACACUAUGGACUCAGCAUUGACGACCCACUGGGAUGUCAAGCAUGUAACUGUGAUCCCCGUGGCAUCACAACGCUGGGGAGCCCGUGCGAUCAGAUCAGUGGAGACUGUUCCUGUAAAAGAUACGUGACUGGCCGCUACUGCAACGAGUGUUUGCCUGAACACUGGGGACUCAGUAAUGACCUGACUGGUUGCAGACCCUGUGACUGUGACUUUGGUGGAGCAACCAGCAACAGUUGCAUAAUGGACAACGGUCAGUGCGCCUGUCGGCCUCACCUUAUUGGCCGGCAGUGUGCCGAAGUGCAGCCAGCGUAUUUCUGUGCCGCUCUGGAUUAUUACAAAUAUGAGGCAGAGGAAGCAAUUGGGCACCAGCCUGAUGACAUCACACUUCCAGGUAAGCCAAGGCCUCAGGCUGAGACCGACUGUGUUCAGCAUCUCAACAAUCAGCUCAGAAGACAACGCCGUCACCGCCGCAUUGCCACUGCCCAGCAACAGAGGGCAGCACUGAGACGCAUCCGACAGUUGCAGCAAACUCCCAGCGUGAGCACAGUGCACCGAGAGAGGCAGGCGGGUCAGAUGAUAACAUGGACCGGACCGGGCUUCGCUCGGGUUAAAGACGGCGCUGGCCUCGGGUUUACCAUCAGUAACAUCCCUCACGCUAUGGAAUAUGACAUCAUGAUCCGAUAUGAGCCUGAGUCUACAGAGGACUGGGAGGCUUUAGUGAGCGUUACAUCCGUAGAUCUGCCCACUAGUCUCCGAUGUGGAAACAUGCUGCCGACAGAACAGUUGUACACAGUCAAAAUGUCCCAUCACAGGAGGUAUAUUCAAAUGCCGAGGCCCUUCUGCUUUGAGCCAAACAACCGUUAUGUGCUAUCCAUCCGGUUCCAGCGUCAUGCUGUCUCUCACCGACAUCUCACAGCCUUCAUCCUGAUAGACUCGCUUGUGCUGAUACCCAAGUAUGAAGAGCUCCCUGGUUUCCAGGGAAGCGACGGCCCAGAUGAGCGUCGACGUCUGGAGAUGGAGUUGUACAUGUGUCUGGAUUCAUUCAUGACCAUGCCGAUGCCUGCGAUGGCUGAGGUGUGCACAAAACUCAUCUGCGGCAUCUCGGCUAUCAUACACAACGGUGCCCUGGCAUGCCAAUGUGACCCACAGGGUUCCCUUAGAGCAGAUUGUGACAAAGUUGGAGGCCAAUGUCACUGCAAACCCAAUGUUAUUGGUCGUAAAUGUGAUCAGUGCGCGCCAGGGACGUUCGGAUUUGGGCCAAAUGGCUGCACUGCAUGUGACUGCCACUCACAGGGGUCUCUGGGUCAUCAGUGUGACCCGGUGACGGGUCAGUGUCCUUGUCGGCAAGGGGCGAUUGGACGUCAGUGCUCUGAGUGCCAGCUGGGCCAGUGGGGAUUCCCCAACUGCAGGCCAUGUCAGUGUAAUGGACAUGCAGAGAGCUGUGACCCAGAAACGGGCGACUGCUACGAAUGCAGAGACCACACGUCAGGACAACUCUGUGACAGGUGUAUGAAUGGUUUCUAUGGCAACCCAUUAGUUGGUUCUGGUGAGCACUGUCGCCCAUGCCCGUGUCCGGGCCACCCUGACAGUGGACACUCCAAUGGUGCUUCUUGUCAUGCAGAUUAUGCCUCCAACCAGAUACUCUGCCAAUGUAGCACAGGAUAUGCAGGUCCUCGCUGUGAUAAAUGUGCCCCUGGCUACUAUGGUGACCCCGAGCAGCUCGGUGGGUCGUGCCGCCCGUGCCAGUGCAGCGGGAACAUCGAUCCCCUGGACCCCGAGUCAUGUGACCCACGCACCGGCCAAUGCCUUAAAUGCCUGUAUAACACGGGUGGCCCCUCCUGCUCUGAGUGUGAACAUGGUUACUUUGGAAACGCCCUUGCUCAGGACUGCAGACGCUGCACUUGUGUGACCGCAGGCACUUUAGAAGCCUAUUGCACUGAUGAGGUCUGUCACUGUGAUAGUCGCACCGGCCAGUGUCCGUGCAAACGAAAUGUCAUCGGCCACAACUGUGACCAGUGCGCCCCCAACCACUGGAACUUCGGUUCAGAUAGCGGAUGUGCACCCUGUGGAUGCCCCCAACCAAAUGCACUCACCACCCACUGCAACAUGUUCAGUGGUCAGUGUCACUGUCAGCCAGGUUUUGGAGGGAGGCAGUGCAAUGAGUGUGAGAUGUUUCAUUGGGGUGAUCCCAGAGUGCAAUGCGAAGAGUGUAACUGCCACCCGCUGGGCUCAGAGACGGCACAGUGCGAUCGCUUGACAGGGCAGUGCGAGUGUAAAGAGGAAGUAGCGGGACGUCGCUGUGACGAGUGCGCCCGCGGGUUCACAGGAACCUUCCCCAAAUGUGUUCGCUGCCACCCCUGCUUCCAGUUGUGGGAUGAUGUCCUGUGCCAGUUACGCCGUGAUCUGACCCACAUCAAAGACGUCAUUGCCAAGAUUGUGGAAAUGGGUGAGGUGCCCGGAGUCAGCGACGCCCGCAUUCGGGAAUUGGAGAGGAAGCUGGCGCAGGUUCAGGAUCUGAUACGAGAUGGAGACAGAGAGGGAACCUAUAACUUAAUCAACCAGGCUAUCGAUGAUUUGAGAGCCGAGAUAGCUUGGACUAAUGGCCGUUUGAUGGAUGUGGUUCGGGACCUUAACGCGACGGCAGAACAUGACAAUGCUCUGAAACAGAACCUGAAUGCAUUGGAGCAAGAACUUAAAGUCUUGAAUAAUACGCUUCAGCAAAUGCUUGAAGAACUGGAGAAUUUCCGAACUGCUGGGUUGGCAGAGCAGUUUGAGAAAGUGCUCAAGUAUUACCAGAGUUCACUGGAUUCAGAACAGCGCUGUAAUGCCUCUGUACACGGACCCCAAAGUCCUGUGCAACAGUCUGAAGACACACGCAAUCGCACUGAAGUCCUGCUGAAACAGAAGAAGGACAGCUUUUCGCGUACGGUCGCUGCCAACAACAAGUCCCUGUCUGAGCUGGAGGAUAAAGCUCAUAAGAUGGAGAAAAAGCUCAAAAGCCUAAGCGACAAGGUUUGUGGUGGCCACGGCAGUGCUGGCACAAAUAGUAGCUGUCCGGAUAGCCCAUGUGGAGGUGCUGGUUGUCGUGACAGUGAAGGUGCGCUGAUGUGUGGAGGGAGAGGAUGUACGGGAACGGUUGGUGCAUCAGUUUCGGCCCUGGACCAAGCCAAUGAUGUUCGUAAGAACCUGACCGCUGCUGCUGAAGAAAUACAAACAAUGGCUAAAAAGCUUCAAGACAUCGCUACGCUCACAGAGAAUGUCAAGACGCAAGCAAAGGACACUCUUGAUAAAGCUAACAGAAAGAAAAAACAAUUUGAGGACUCCAAUAAGAAACUGAAAGAUCUCAUUCAGAAGAUCAGAGACUUCUUGAUGGAGGAGGGAGCGGAUCCAGAAAGCAUAGAAAAGGUGGCCCGGCAGGUUUUGGCCAUUUCCUUGCCAGUCAACAGGACUGUAAUAACCAACAUAGUCCAGCAGAUCAAAGACAGCAUCACCAACCUCACCAAUGUGGAGAAUGUGUUCAACCAAACCUCAGAAUACCUGGCCAAAGCCAAAGAUCUUCUUAAAAGAGCGCAAAACGCGAGUGCACAGGCGGAGGGAGUGAGCGACAAUAUCAAUAUAACCAAAGAGGCGCUUGAAAGCUCUCAGGCAGCCAUAAAGAAAGCGGAAGAUGCAAUGACCACAGCUCUGGAGAACCUGAACACUGCCAAGAACAUCACCACUAUGGUUAACAACAAAAUUUUAGAUCUCAACGACAAUCAGAUGGAUUUGAUGAUGCGAUUGGCCAAUUUAUCCCAAGGGGUGGAGUUAUUGAAAAAUAAAACUGAACUGAACAGAGAGAUGGCAAAGGAUGCUAAGGCACAGUCGACUAAUGCUACUCAAGAAGCAGAUGGACUUCAAGAGGAGCUAUCCAAAGCUGAAAAUCUUUAUAAUGAACUUAAAGAGAAGGUGGACUCUGUGGGUGGAGAAGGAAACGUUAACCAGAGAGCCACAGACAUGAAAAAAGAGGCAGAGGAUCUGCUCAAUAAAGCCACCAAGGGCAUGCAGAAACUUAAAAACCUGGAGAAGAAGUUAAAAACAAAUGAGCAGAUGAUGCUGCAGCAGCAGAAUGAACUGGCAGAUCUGGAGAAAAAUGUUACAGAUGUCAGAGAAUCCAUCCGUGUUAAAGUCAUGGGCUACAACAACUGUCAGUAAAAACAGAUACUAAAGCCAAAUUGAAAUAAGUACUGCAAAUAACCCAGAAAAUAAAAUGACCAGUGCAGAAAAUAUUUUUAAUAUACAGACAUUAAUUGUCGAAAUUGAUAUUAUACAUUUUGAGAGUUUUCAGUUCAUAUUUGGAUGAAUUUGUGCCAAUUUCAAGAUGCAGCCAGGAUCUAAAACAUUUCAGCAUUUAUUCGUAAGAAAACUUUUAUUUUUGUAUGCGUUGAUGAUAAACUUUGGAAUGAAGCACUGGGUCUCAUUUGUAUUCUUAUACACACAAGUUAUAUAACUUAUCACAUGCGUUCACACAUUGUUCCUAGCCCAAUAUGUUUUUUCUGUGUUGUCUGAAACAUAUAUGCAUUAAAUAUCUUUAC
This is a messenger RNA of Misgurnus anguillicaudatus (oriental weatherfish), 5991 nucleotides long. RefSeq names its product laminin, beta 2-like (gene lamb2l). The record is from RefSeq and is a predicted model, not a curated record. Gene Ontology annotation, cellular component: laminin trimer. Gene Ontology annotation, biological process: tissue development; basement membrane assembly; animal organ morphogenesis. Lineage: Eukaryota; Metazoa; Chordata; Actinopteri; Cypriniformes; Cobitidae.